CGGAACAGGCCUGUGCCCCGGAAGCAGUUGUCUGUCGAGGGGGCUUUUGGCCUGUUACGGAGUCCAGAGGUGUAUCAUCGCCAUGUUCUUGUCCGCGGUCACCUUUGCCAAGAGCAAGUCAAAGACCAUUCUGGUGAAAAUGUUGAGUCAAGCUGGGACAGGUUACACCUUCAACACUAAGAGGAGCCGACUACGAGAGAAACUGACUCUAUUACAUUAUGAUCCAGUUGUGAAAAAAAAAGUCCUCUUUGUGGAACAGAAAAAAAUACGCUCUCUCUAAACAAUGGAUUGAAAAUGAAUUUGAUUUAUAAAUGAGAAGACUGAGGGCGGGAUACUGAUUCAGAAAUUCUGCAGCGUGUAAUAAAAGAAGAGGAAAUGGCACGGAAUCACUGCCUCCUGUGAUUUGAAGGCCAUUGUGAAGGAAAACAAUGCAGUGAAAGAAAGUUCUUCAUAUUAGGACAUAUAUCAUUGCAUCACAUUUAUUUAUCCUUCUGGAUAUUUUUAUAGCCCUUAAUAAAAAAUAUUAAAAUAG
Molecule: messenger RNA, 532 nt
Organism: Camelus dromedarius (Arabian camel)
Lineage: Eukaryota; Metazoa; Chordata; Mammalia; Artiodactyla; Camelidae
Gene: MRPL33
Product: mitochondrial ribosomal protein L33
Exons: 4
Coding region: 83-280 (65 amino acids)
Biological process (GO): translation
Cellular component (GO): ribosome; mitochondrion
Molecular function (GO): structural constituent of ribosome
Source: RefSeq, a predicted model, not a curated record